This is a messenger RNA of Cutaneotrichosporon oleaginosum, 3593 nucleotides long. RefSeq lists its product as uncharacterized. Gene Ontology annotation, cellular component: mitochondrial matrix. NCBI's taxonomy places the organism in Eukaryota, Fungi, Basidiomycota, Tremellomycetes, Trichosporonales, Trichosporonaceae. The record is from RefSeq and is a predicted model, not a curated record. Gene Ontology annotation, biological process: chaperone-mediated protein complex assembly; protein catabolic process; protein quality control for misfolded or incompletely synthesized proteins. Gene Ontology annotation, molecular function: ATP binding; ATP-dependent peptidase activity; ATP hydrolysis activity.
GACCAAGCGUUCAUCCAAACCAUCUUGCUCGCAACAAUACCCCUCUCCUUGGCUCUUUCAUCGCUCCCAACGUCACUUAGCACACAUUCUAGACCUGGACUCUACAAUUUACACCGACUAGACAAUUUAUCAUGCUGCCGUUUAGGGCUGCUGCACGAUCAGCUCCACGGCGCUUGACCGCCGCUGCGCCCGCGGCCCUCCGCGCCGCCACUGCCGCACCAGUGGCGGGGCCAUCACGCUUGGCAUCCGACUACCUCCAGCACUCGCGCCCGUCCCUCUCGCGCGCACUGCACGCCACGCGCGCUUCUUUCAAGGACAAGCGAUGGGUGAACAGCGCUCUCAAAGAAGACAAGGACGCCAAAGAGAAAGACGAGGAGGGCAAGGAGGGCGAGGCGGCUGCCGAGGAGGCCGUCGAGGCUGAGGAAGGUAAAGAGGCAGAGGAGAAGCGGGGUGUGGCCAAGGAGGACAAGGCAGGCAAGGAGGGCGAGGCCGCCGAGGUGCGCGCCAAGUCAUCGUCUAGUUCUGGCACUUCGGCUCCCAUGUCGUCGUCCAAGGGAUCGGGCGGCACACCACCACCCGGCGGCAAGGGCGGCAGCAAGGAGAUUGCCAAGCCCUCCAUCCCCGACGUGUACCCCCAGGUCCUCGCUCUGCCCAUCACCCGCCGUCCCCUCUUCCCCGGCUUCUACAAGGCGGUGACUAUCACCUCUCCGGCGGUCAUCAAGGCGAUCCGCGAGCUCAUUACCCAUGGCCAGCCGUACAUCGGCGCCUUCUUGCUCAAGGAUUCGGACUCGGACUCGGACGUCAUCACCAGCAUGGACCAGGUGCACCCCGUCGGCGUGUUCGCGCAGAUCACGAGCGUGUUCUCGAGCGCCGACCAGAACAGACAGCCGGACAACGAAGAUCCCGACAAGCCCGAGACGCUCACUGCCGUUCUCUACCCUCACCGCCGGAUCCACAUCGACGAGCUCGUCACGCCGUCGUCGGCACCACCCGCGCCGCCCGCCGCACACGAGGUGGCUGAGAGCGAGGAGAAGGCAGAGGCCGAGGUCGCAUCGUUUGAGAAGGAUGUGCCGAGUGUCGAGGAGACGCGCGAGGCGCUCCAUGAGGGCGAGGUCGAGGGCGAGGACGGCGAUGUCGUCGAGCCUUCGAAGCCUACCUCGCAGAUCGGCUUCCUCCACCCUCUCGUGCCCGAGAUCUCGCUCACCAACGUGUCCAACCUUGACCUCGAACCGUACAAGAAGGACUCGCAGGUGGUGCGCGCGAUCAUGGGCGAGAUCCUCGCCGUGUUCAAGGAGAUUGCGCAGCUCCAACCCAUCUUCCGCGAGCAGAUUGCCAGCUUCACCAUGUCCAACUCGGCCGCCAACGUCUUUGACGAGCCCGACAAGCUGGCCGACUUUGCGGCGGCUGUGUCGACUGGCGACGUCCACGACCUCCAGUCGGUGCUCGAGUCGCUCAACGUCGAGGACCGGUUGCAGAAGGCGCUGCUGAUCCUCAAAAAGGAGCUUAUCAACGCGCAGCUCCAGAGCAAGAUCUCGCGCGACGUCGAGUCCAAGAUUCAGAAGCGCCAGCGCGAGUACUACCUGAUGGAGCAGCUCAAGGGUAUCAAGAAGGAGCUCGGGAUGGAGAGCGACGGCAAGGACAAGCUCGUUGAGCGGUUCAAGGAGAAGGCGUCCAAACUCGCCAUGCCUGAGGGCGUCAAGAAGGUGUUUGACGAGGAGCUCAACAAGCUCGUGCACCUUGAGCCAGCGGCGAGCGAGUUCAACGUCACCCGCAACUACCUCGACUGGCUGACGCAGAUCCCGUGGGGCGUGCACUCGUCUGAGAACUUCAACAUUGCGCACGCGACAAAGGUGCUCGACGAGGACCACUAUGGCCUCAAGGACGUCAAGGACCGCAUCCUCGAGUUCCUGGCUGUCGGAAAGCUCCGCGGAACUGUCGAGGGCAAGAUUAUCUGUCUGUCUGGCCCGCCCGGUGUGGGCAAAACAUCGAUCGGCAAGAGCAUUGCCCGUGCGCUCGGGCGUCAGUUCUUCCGCUUCUCUGUCGGCGGCCUGACCGACGUGGCCGAGAUCAAGGGUCACCGCAGGACGUACAUCGGUGCUAUGCCCGGCAAGCCUAUCCAGGCGCUCAAGAAAGUGGCGGUUGAGAACCCGCUGAUUCUCAUUGAUGAGAUUGACAAGCUCGGCCGCGGGCACAAUGGCGACCCGGCAUCGGCGCUGCUUGAGAUGCUCGACCCAGAGCAGAACUCGUCCUUCCUCGACCACUACAUGGACGUGCCCGUCGACCUGUCGCGCGUGCUGUUCGUGUGCACGGCCAACGUGCUCGAGACGAUCCCUGCGCCGCUCCUGGACCGCAUGGAGGUGAUUGAGGUCAACGGCUACGUGCAGGCUGAGAAGGUCAAUAUUGCCGACAAGUACUUGAGCCCGCAGGCCAAGGAGGCAUCCGGGCUCAAGGACGUCGACAUUGAGAUCACGCCCGAGGCGAUCGAGACUUUGAUCCGCUGGUACUGCCGCGAGUCGGGCGUCCGUAACCUGAAGAAGCACAUCGACAAAGUGUACCGCAAGGCGGCGUUCAAGAUUGUGAACGACCUCGGGGAAGAGGCGCUUCCUGAACCGGCUGCAGAGAUUCCGAAGGAGGAGGUCAAGGAGGGCGAAGUGGAGACGCAGACCCCCGACGCUAAGCCUAAGAGCGAGCGUCUGCCCGGUGACGAAAAGUCUGACGCCGCCGAGACGACCAAGACGACAACAGCAGUCCGGCAGCCCCUCACCGUGCCCGAGGGCAUCCAUGUGCGCGUCGGCGUCGACAACCUCAAGGACUACGUCGGCCCGCCCGUGUACCACAAGGACCGGCUGUACAACAAGGCGCCGCCGGCGGGCGUGAGCACGGGCCUGGGCUAUCUUGGCAACGGGAGCGGGUCGGUCAUGCCCAUCGAGGUGACGAGCAUGCCUGGCAAGGGCGGGUUGCAGCUCACGGGCAAGCUGGGCGAGGUUAUCCGCGAGAGUGCGCAGAUUGCCCUGUCGUGGGUCAAGAGCAAUGCGUUCUUGCUGGGGAUUACAAAGAGCGAGGCGGAUCUGACUGUGAACGACCGGGAUAUCCAUUUGCACAUGCCCGAGGGCGGUAUUGGCAAGGAGGGCCCGUCGGCCGGCACGGCGAUUUUGACGGCAUUCGUGUCGCUGCUCACCAAGACGCCGGUGGACCCCGACGUGGCCAUGACGGGCGAGAUCUCGCUGCAUGGCCAGGUCCUUCCCGUGGGCGGGCUCAAGGAGAAGAUCUUGGCCGCACACCGCGCCGGCAUCAAGAAGCUCGUGGUGCCACUUGCGUGCAAGUCGGACAUUGACGAGAAUGUGCCCGCGUCCGUCAAGGAGGGCAUCGAGUUUGUGUUUGUCGACGAUGUGCGGCAGGUGCUUGCCGAGGUGUUCCGCGGGACAGACGUGGCUGCGCGCUGGCGCGAGACGCUGCCCUCAGAGGCGCCCGUGAGAGCUGUUGAGGAGGCGCAGAUCGCUGCCUCGGCGUAGCGGGGAGGGCGGAGGAGGAGAUCAUACCCCUAGACGAAACAUAGCAUUGGAAUCAUUAGCAUGCAUCACUCUUGUAGACCA